Messenger RNA from Uranotaenia lowii, 1407 nucleotides. RefSeq lists its product as uncharacterized. NCBI's taxonomy places the organism in Eukaryota, Metazoa, Arthropoda, Insecta, Diptera, Culicidae. The transcript has 2 exons. The coding region runs from base 689 to 1132 and encodes 147 amino acids. The record is from RefSeq and is a predicted model, not a curated record.
AUGAUUGAGAAACCAUAAAAGUGAAAUUAGUUUAAUUUUAGGAACUCACCUAGUUUUUAGUUUCAAGUUUAAAAUGUUUUUGCCAUUACAGGGUGUUCUCCUACAUGGAAUACUUGAUUGCGCUCAUCAAAUUUGAGUCUAAUAAAUAUAUUUUUAUUAUCUAGUUAACUAAAAGGCUCUGAACAGUUCAUUAUUGAGCUGAACACCUAAUUUAAUGUAAUAAUGUUGUAUAAUACAAAUAAAGACAUAUUAAAAAAACCAUAAAAGUGAAGGAAAAAUUUAAUUUGCCCCUAAAUUGUAUUUAAAGGUACUGUUUUGGUUUAAUUCGUGCUUAGACAUAACGGAUCACCCGUGAGAAUGUGCGAACGGAUGAUAUAGAAAAUAGUUCCUCGAAUUUAGAUUAAAUAAAAACAUUUGAGAUCUUUCACGUAGGUUUGUCCAAUGCAAUGUUUACAAAUUCCAGCUUCAUAAAUCCUGUACACUUCAUUUGAUUUUACUUCUAGCUAAGGCAUCAUGCUUUGAUUGACUCCGCGAUUCUUAUGAAUUCAGAAACGAGAAGUGACGAUUGCAAAAUCAUCAUCCUUUUUCAGCAAUCUCCCAGUAGCUUUCAACUGCAGUGUAUAAAACCGAUUUCUAGAACUCGCACUGGUUUAGUCGCCGCGCCGGUUAGAAAGUUCAAUAACUCGCAAUGGUUUACGGGAAGGUUCAGUACGAUUUGGAGGUCCCAGCUUCGUUACGAGAAUCAUCCUGUGAGGUUGAACCUAAAAAGGGUGGUUCGACGUAUUUCGUGAUGGCCAUUUGUUUCCUGUCACUAGUUGCUGGGUUCGGAAUCGGAUUCAUUCCCUUCCAUAGAGAUAGUUCGAAGUGGACAGAGGAAAUCGUUGAUUCUAGCACUAUUAGGUUAACUCAAACAGCUGAGUCAUCGGCACAAUUUAGCAGGAAUAACAAGAAUCGGGACAAAGAACUCGAUCUUGAUGACGGAUUCAUAAGGAUUGAUACAUGGCUCCCACCAAUGGAAGUUUAUUCCGACAGUUAUUCAAUUGUGAAGCUACAUUUGGAUCCAAACGGGUUAACUGGAGUCUACGGACGAGACGAGGACUCACUGAAGGAGAUAGAAAAAGAUAAAUUCUAGGACUCUUUCGUUAUUCGCCGUUUAAUGGGUUCGACUCGAUUGAGUUUUGAGAAAGCCGGCAAACAUCUUCAACUACCAGAGGAGACGAUCCAGGUAGACAAGGAACAUAAGUUAAUAAAUCGCUGGGUAUCGGAAAACCUCUUCAACAUAAAAUUCGUGUAUAAAAAUGGCGUUUGGCGAUUUUGGCAGGAGACGCAAGCUGGAGAAUUACCGCAGCAAAACAUCUCGUUGGAGGACAAUAGUUCUAACGUUUAUGAGUGAUGUUUGGCUUUAAG